AUGUAUAAAGACAUUGACAUUAAUGAAAUUGAGAAGUUGAAAAAGGACUAAGAAAUGAUGUCGUUGAAGAGAGCCCCAACCAACAUGAAAGUAAGGAGAAUUGAAAUCUCUGUGAUUAGGAGCGUUUUGGUUAAUCAAAUAAAGACUUUUUGGAAGAUGAAUUUAAACAAAAAACAGUUGGUCUGGUUACUCGUGAGGAAUUCAAGAGAAAGAGGGAGAAUAUUGAUAAUCUUGUGAUGUAGGACAUGAAACAAAAACAGGAGGAGGAAACGAAAAGAAAAUUGGAACUCAAAUAAAAGCGAAAAGAAGAAUAUCAGAAGAAGACUACAUUAUUGUCCUUUGAUUUAGAUGAUGAGGGUAGUCUCUAGAAGAGUUAUGGGAAAAACGAACACGUAGAUACCACUUAUUUACCAGAUAUGAACAGAGAACGAAAAAUCGAAGAGAUGACCAGACAAUUGGCAGGUAUGUAUUGGAUACCUUAUGUUUAGAGUAAUACCAGAAGGAAGUCGAAUCGUAAAAGGAUUCUCUCAUUGAUAUUCAAUUUCAAUACUGGGAUGCUUCAACAGGUUCCAAAUCUUUGAGAAUCAAAAAGAAGAUGACGAUCUUGGAAUUCCUAGAAAUGGCUAGAAGAGAGAUCAUUAGAGAUUUUGGCUUUGUAUGUGUGUUGUCAUUAUGGAAUAUUAGCUAACUGAGUUUAGUCCAGAAGAUUUGAUCAUAGUUGCCAAUGGAAUGAUAUUGCCUCAUAAACUCAGCUUUUAUGAUCUAAUUGCCCAUAAAGUCAAGAACAGAUCUGGUACUCUAAUCUUUUCAUUUGAUCGCAGAAAGGUAUUACUUUUAAGCUUAAAUUGGAUUUAAUUAGGUUUAAGCAAAAGGAUAGGAAUACGAAGUAGAGGUUGAGAAUUCCACCAUAUGCAAAAUCAUUGAGAAAUUCAGAUAUGAAAAAAUCAAACAUAUUUAUCCAUGUUCAAAAUGGGAGAAUGUAGAAAUCAACAAAUACUUAUGACAUUUUACAACAAUUAAAACAAC
Messenger RNA from Paramecium octaurelia, 1026 nucleotides. The record is from the annotation of a GenBank genome assembly. Lineage: Eukaryota; Ciliophora; Oligohymenophorea; Peniculida; Parameciidae.